AUGUCUGAAUCGGGUGAUAAAAACAACAUGGCGGACAAAACGAAGAAAUACGAUGAGAAAAAUGAAAUUUUAGAAGCUAAGUUACAACAAAAUGUGACCACUUUUCUUGAUGAAAAUCUUCUGGGUGAUUUUUCUAACGCCAGGAAAUGUCUAGAGCGUAUGAAAUUGCAACGAAGUGAAUUGGAAAAGCAGUUGACCACGAAAGAAACUGGAAGAGACAGUUUAGAAAAGGAGUCGUUUUGUGUUUCCCAGACUCUUGAAGAGGCGAAGAUGGUUUUGAAGAAUGUUGAUAGGAUCCAGUUAAGUCUUGAUGAACUGAAUGAAAAUGUUGAAAAACACAACAAUGAAGUUAAGGAUAUGACUGAGCAGUUAGAUGACAUGAAUGGCAGUGUCUUGGAAAUGGAGAAUUUUAUUUUAUACCUUAAUUGGAUUCAAAAGUUGAAGACUUGAGGUAGUGAUAAAAUUUACAAAGGCUUAGAGUCAGGAUCGUUAAGCGAGGCAAUAAAGGAACUGAAUGUUAUGAAAUCGAUGUUGACUGCAAUUAAUCAGACUUCUUGUCAUCAUUUUAAAACGUACGUGACGGAUAAUUUGAACCACUGGAAUGGAAUUAUCGCAGAAAGGCUUACGAGAGAAUUUGAAAGAGUUCUCAAGAUACUAAAAUGGCCAUUUACCUCCGGAUCAACAGCUCCACCUCUAGCAACAAACGCGGAUGUCUUUCAAACAUUUGAGAACAUCUUUCUAAUGCUGUUGCAAGUGUCCAAAUUAAAGGAAUUCGACGGCUGUAAUGUUUAUAAAGAAAGAGUCGCCCUCUCACUUCCAAUGGAAAUUUUAAUACGACCCUUGAAGAGGCGAUUUAACUAUCAUUUCUAUGGUAAACGUCAGACAAAUAAUCUUCAAAAGCCCGAAUGGUUUUAUACUCAAAUUCUGAACUGGCUUAGAGAUCACGUGGAUUUUAUCAACGUAACUAUCCAAGCAUUUAUUGAUAAAUCAGAGAUGGUCUCCUUUCCAUUGGUUGAGAUCCAGUUCAUAGAAGGUCUCCUACAGAUUGUUGUUGAGAAGAUGGACGAUUGCCUUCCAUCAUUGGUUGACAACGAAACUCUAUUCUCGCAUUUCGUGGAUGAAACGUUACUGUUUGACGAGGAGCUAAGAAAUACAUAUGACUUAUCUCAAGUGCAGUCGAGUUGUCUUGAUGUUUUGAUGAAGAAACAAUAUUUUGACAAAUGGGUGAUGCUAGAAAAAAAAUAUGCAAUGGAAAAUAUCCACUCGUUGCUUUCAUCGGAGAAAGCUUGGAGCCCGCGAUACGAGGAUGCUGCGGAUGUUGACGAACUAAAGGUUCCCGAGUGCGUCGAAACGUUUGUCUCGCUUUUAGUUGGUAUAACAGAUCGUUACAGAAAUCUUAAAUCUGAAGAGAAUCAGUUGUCGUUUUUGGACGUUCAGUUAGACUUGCUGUAUUAUGUUACUGCUAGCUUGGGCGAAAUAAAGAACGAAUCUGGUGGACCUUUGACUUCAUGUUUCAUUUUCAUUUUAAACAGCACCAACUAUCUCUCGACCAUAUUACAGGAUUGGUCUGAGCAAACUAUAUUCCUAAAGCUGUACUUGACAAAGAUGGAGUCGUCUAAUAAAAAGAACGAGCAAUUAGAAAAUGGCAUCGAUUUUACCGAUGGGAGCAACUUAGCUUCAAGCAUGGAUGAGUUUGGUUCCGGUACAUUAUUUGAAGGAACAUUGAAUCGAUUAAAAAUACUUCAAGAAGACAUGAUGUCAGCGUUAGUUCGACAUGUUUUGUCUGGUUUUAUCAGCAGAAGUCAUUCGUAUCAGAAGGAAAGUUGGCAUAAUUUACCGUCGCAGAAAGAACUUGCUAUUAAUAGUCUUUCCUCCUCACUCUGUGAUAUGAUCGUUUAUCUUCGACACAUGCUGAGUAAAAUGAAGGAGGAAUUAGUCGAUUGUCUUUUCGCUGUCUUUUGGAAAAAACUUGCACAAGAUUUGUCCGAUUUUUUCUUCAACGAGGUGAUUUUAAAAAACCAUUUUAACGAAGGAGGAGCCGCUCAACUAAAAUUCGACGUGCAUAAAAACCUGUUUGUCCUGUUUGGUCAGUUUACUGCAAAGCCGCGGAACUAUUUUCGAAAGUUAAAGGACGCGAUUGUCUUAUUGAAUCUGAUGCCAGGCUCGGCUGUUCUGUUAAAACAUACUGUGGACGAAAGUAGACGCGAGCAAAUGGAGAAUAAGUUGCGUGAGGCCUUGGACGAGAUAGGUGUUUAUACGUUGUCAUUAGAUGAAGUACUGAAUGUCCUUAGUUCAAGAAUAAACUGGAGCAAAUAAGUGCACAAAUGUGCAAAUUUGGAUCUUUUAUCGUACGCUUAGGUAGAGAGAAUUGGAAGUUUGUGUGAUUGGUCAAUGUUUGAGAACACAACACGCUAGUCGACCAAUUACAGUGAAGCAUACGUCCGGUUCAGGUGAGGUGAAUGGCGAGAUGAAUCCAUCCAAUGAAAUUAGUUUGCGAUAAAAUUUGCUGAAGAACUUUGAAGUUAACAAAAUUUAUUUUGGUGUUCGAAGUGAAAACUACUCGAAGAACAAUUUUAACUAUUUGACGAGGUCUUCAAUGCAUUUACUGACAACUGGACAUUCCUGAAGACUUUUCAAAGCAGAUUGUACAUUAAAACCUUUUGCAAUCAGUAUAGCCAACGGAAUGACAUUUGUCAGUCCAGUUGCUCUAGUCACGUGAUCAGAAACUUUCCUUGAUAUUGGUUGUUCUAGCGGAAGUACGUCAUCUCUGUAGAUGGACUUCAAUAAACAUUUUUCAGCUUCAUCUCUGCUCAUGUUGAAAAACUGUUGGAGAAUUCUGAUGCCUCUAUCAAAGAGCUUUCUGUUUGUGAGUUUCAAGUCGAUCAUGCAGUUCCUAUAAACCUUUCCCUUACAAAUAUGCGCUCCAGUUGAGACCGCGUUCAGUAUCCACUUCAUAGCUAGCUCCGUAUGACACUCGCGAAGCAAUCGUGACAAAUCGUUACCCACUUCAUGAUCAUUAAUUGUUGGAAAAUCAAUAAUAAUUGUUAGCAAAUUG
This is a messenger RNA of Xenia sp. Carnegie-2017, 3055 nucleotides long. RefSeq names its product RAD50-interacting protein 1-like. The record is from RefSeq and is a predicted model, not a curated record. NCBI's taxonomy places the organism in Eukaryota, Metazoa, Cnidaria, Anthozoa, Malacalcyonacea, Xeniidae. Gene Ontology annotation, cellular component: Dsl1/NZR complex. The transcript has 13 exons. Gene Ontology annotation, biological process: retrograde vesicle-mediated transport, Golgi to endoplasmic reticulum; endoplasmic reticulum to Golgi vesicle-mediated transport; regulation of ER to Golgi vesicle-mediated transport.